This is a messenger RNA of Marasmius oreades (fairy-ring Marasmius), 909 nucleotides long. RefSeq lists its product as uncharacterized. Gene Ontology annotation, cellular component: mitochondrial envelope. Bases 1 to 909 code for a protein of 302 amino acids. Lineage: Eukaryota; Fungi; Basidiomycota; Agaricomycetes; Agaricales; Marasmiaceae. Gene Ontology annotation, molecular function: O-acyl-L-carnitine transmembrane transporter activity. The record is from RefSeq and is a predicted model, not a curated record. Gene Ontology annotation, biological process: mitochondrial transport; carnitine transmembrane transport. The transcript is spliced from 10 exons.
AUGGGCUCAAACACAACCAAGAAAGCGACCAAUGUAGCAGCCGAAAAUGCUAAGGCAUUCAUUGCAGGAGGAAUUGGAGGCGUUUGCGCUGUGCUUGUCGGCCACCCGUUCGAUCUCACGAAAACUAGGCUACAAACUGCACCAACUGGCACAUACACCGGAGCUCUAGACGUCGUGAAAAAGGCAUUAGCUCGCGAUGGAAUCACAGGGAUGUAUCGUGGCAUUGUUCCUCCGCUUCUCGGCGUAACCCCAAUAUUCGCUGUUUCAUUCUGGGCGUACGACGCGUCCAAGCAAUUAAUCUACGCUUUGACGCCCAACCGAAGGAGCGAAGGGUUAUCGACGGCUGAGCUAGCUGCUGCUGGGUUUUUGUCCGCAGUUCCGGCAACCGCGGUCACAGCACCAGUGGAAAGAGCCAAGGUCCUUCUCCAGAUUCAAGGACAAGGAGGAACUGAGCAGAAAUAUAAGGGCGUCUUGGAUGUGAUAAAACAUCUAUACAAAGAAGGUGGUCUGCGAAGUAUCUUUCGUGGUUCGGGAGCCACAUUGAUGAGGGACGGCCCUGGCAGUGCUGCUUACUUCGCAGCUUACGAAGUCACUAAGAAAGCCCUCACGCCUGCAGGUCACUCCCCUUCAGAUUUAAAUUUGAGUGCUAUCGUCCUCGCCGGCGGGAUGGCAGGAGUCGCGAUGUGGACAUUGGCAAUUCCUCCCGAUGUUAUCAAAUCUCGAAUUCAAUCAGCGCCUACAGGGACCUAUUCAGGAAUCAUGGAUUGCGCUAGAAAGACAAUAGCCCAGGACGGUGCCGGAGCAUUGUUUAAGGGACUAGGUCCUGCAAUGGCACGGGCGUUCCCGGCCAAUGCCGCAACUUUUCUCGGUGUAGAGGCAUCAAGAAAACUCUUGAACUCGAUAUUUUAA